Molecule: messenger RNA, 933 nt
Organism: Austrofundulus limnaeus
Lineage: Eukaryota; Metazoa; Chordata; Actinopteri; Cyprinodontiformes; Rivulidae
Source: RefSeq, a predicted model, not a curated record
AUGGAAACCUGGAGCGGCUCCAUGUCCGACACUCAGGGCUUUCCUGCAGAGCCCCCACACUCAGGAAUCCAUGACGUCUCCAGCUCGCGCGCCAAGUUACUACAGUACUUCAGCUACUACUUCAGCCACAAAUUCAGCUACUACUUCAGCUACUACUUCAGCCACAAAUUCAGCUACUACUUCAGCCACAAAUUUAGCUACUACUUCAGCCACAAAUUCAGCUACUACUUCAAUUACUACAUCAGCUAUUACUUCACUUAUUCAGCUAUUACUUCAACUACUACUUCAACUACUACUUCAACUACUACUUCAACUACUACUUCAACUACUACUUCAACUAAUACUACUUCAGCAACUACUUUAGCUAUUAUUUCAGCUAUUACUUCAGCUAUAACUUCAGCUACUAAUUCAGUUAUUACUUCAGUUACUACAUCAGCUAUUACUUCAGCAAAUAAAUCAGCUAUUACUACAGCUACUAUUUCAGCUACUACUUCAGCAACUACUUCAGCUAUUAUUUCAACAACUUCAGCUAUGACUUCAACUACUACUUCAGUUACUACUUCAGCUAUUAAUUCAGCUACUACUUCAGCUAUUACUUCAGCUAUUACUUCAGCUACUAUUACUUCAGCAACUACUUCAGCUAUUAUUUCAGCUACUACAUCAGCAACUACUUCAGUAACUACUUCAGCUACUACUUCAGCUAUUACUUCAGCUAUUACUUCAGCUACUACUUCAGCUAUUACUUCAGCUAUUACUUCAGCUAUUACGUCAGCUAUUACUUCAGCUGUUACUUCAGCUACUACUUCAGCUGUUACUUCAGCUGUUACUUCAGCUGUUACUUCAGCUACUACUCCCAUUUAUACCUCAACAGUUUCAGCUCAUACAGGACAUGAAGGCUACGAGCUGAACGUGGCCGAGGGUCUUUAUGAGUAA